Molecule: messenger RNA, 1161 nt
Organism: Diabrotica balteata
Lineage: Eukaryota; Metazoa; Arthropoda; Insecta; Coleoptera; Chrysomelidae
Source: the annotation of a GenBank genome assembly
AUGCUUGCAAACUGCUUCCAAAGACACGAAGCGUAUCGGGAUUUUACCACAAGACUACGAAUACUAGCAGCCAGAGUUUUAGAAGAAGAUUUAGAAGGAGCAACAAUCGAAGUGCAGCCAGGUAUUAAAAAAAAAAACAAAGAACUAGUACUUAACCAAUUUACAGGAGCUUACAGGACUUUAGCAUUACAGGAGAUGAAUUUAUUGAUGAUUCAAGGAAGAGCGAACGCAGCCAGGGUAUCAGCCAUAAGAAAAGAACAAAGAUGCCACUACUGUAACAGAACAGGGCAUCCCAUAAGAGAAUGCAGAACGAAGAAAAGGGAACAAUCAUCACCAGCAGCGCAGGAAGUCAAAUGUUACAAAUGUGAAAAAAGAAAACGGGAACAGAAUGCUUCGAAUACAACACCCACAAUCAGGAAAACAAAAGCCAGAUUCAUAGUCUGUAGUGACAUAACGCUAGGCGAAGUAUUAAUGUUGUUAGGUAGAGACUUUUUAGCAAACCAUAAAGCAAUCAUCUCAUAUAAAGACGAACCUUCACUAAUAUUAUGGGGACAAUCUAUCCCAAUGAUAACAGCAGGAGAAAUAAUGGAAGUAAUGACGGUAAAACCAUACGACAACAGCCACAAAACCACAAGACAAGAAUGGAACAAAUGGUUAUCAAUAGUAAAAGAAUUUCUGGACAAGCAACAUAUAAACGAUAUAAAAGAAGACAGGAAAAACUUACCUAAUGCAAACAGACAAGAUACAUCAAGGAAGAACAAAACAACUAAGCAAAGUGAGACACAAAAGAAAUCCCAAUCGCUAAGAGUAUCACCUAAACAGCAUACAACAUACACAAAAACAUCGAAUAGCAGGAACAAAACGAAAAGGACAGAAAAAACGAGAAUCUUUACCCCGACAAAAAAAAGAACGAAGCAAGGAAGAACGAGAGACAUAAAACAAGAUACGGACGAUAGGAGAAAACGGCUAGACACAGUGGAAAACCCUCUAAACAAAGGCGAAGUAACACAGCGCAAUCAGGAAGAAAUAGUACACCACAUCAAUGAAGAUACACAACAGGAAAAUGAUCAGUCAAAGGAAGAAGAGAAGGAACCUAAACAAGGAAAGAGAUCAAAAAAAGACACAAGCGAAAAGAUAGCAAAGCCGAAGAAAACUAAUUAG